AGGAAGGAGAGGCAGGGAGACAAGGGGAGAGUGAGACCUGCUGCUAAUCCUGCAAUUGGCCCGGGCUGGGGGCAGGCUCGGCGGAGGAGCUGUCAUGCGGGGAUCGCACCCGGGGCAGCCCGCCGGAGCGGCCGGGCUGCACGGCGGGGCCCGGGGGGGCCCGCAGAGGCUGGCAGCGAGUUUCUGCAAAGUUUGACCCGGUUGCCUUCCUGAUGCUGCGGCGGCGGCUGGAGCAGGAGCCGCGCAGCCCUCGCCGCCCGCAGCCCUGACCCGCCGGCGAGGCUGAAACCCGGCGCCGUCCCCGUAUGCAUGAAUGUAUUGCGAGAGAGGAAGCUUGCGGCAGCCAAGAGGCGGAGGGACCGAGCCUGCUUCUCCUCUCACCUCCCCGGGCAUAUAGCACAGAAGAGAAGGAAGAAAAAAAAAAAAAGAAGAAGAAGAAGAAGAAGGAGCAGCGAGCCGCCCCCCCGCGCCAGCACCUCGCCCCCGCGCAGCGGAGGGGGAGCCCGGCGCGGCUCGCUGCGCGGCGCCGGCGGCGCGGCCGGUGCUCGGCGCUGCUCGGCGCGAUGCGGUGAAGCCCCGCGCGGGAGCGAGGCGACCCGCGGGGGCCACGCGUGUGCGGGGCGGCCCCGCCGAUGAGCCCCGCCGGCUGAGCCGGAGCCGGCUCGCCUGGCCGCGGCGGCGGCAGCAGCGAGGAGGAAGGUUGGACACCCCUGCAGCGCGACCCGCUCGGCGAGGAAGAGGAGGAGGAGGAGGAGGCGGCCGGGGAGCUGCGCGGCGGCGGGAUGUCACAGGCGGCGAUUGUGCGGAGCGGCGGGCGCUGAGCGGCGCGCAGCGGCCCGCGGAGCGCCGCGGCCCCGGGCAGGCGAGAGCCGGCGGCCGCCGCCUGCCGCUGCCCCGCACCCGGCCCGGCGCCCCCGCGCCCGCGGACUCGGCAUGGAUGGCUUCGCCUAUUGCUAAGGGAAGAGGGGACGAGGAAGAAAAAAGAACAAAAAACAAAAAACAAAAAAUCCCCCCGAAAACCCAAACCGCCAAAGCGCGAACAUCGCUGCUGGAGAAACCUCCAAAGCCGGAGAUUUGGCUACUUUUUGCUUUUUCCACCCACCGUUUCUUUCUGUUAUUAUUGUAAUUUUGUGCGAAAGGAAGUUAUGAACAACUGCAAGUCAGGAAGUGGAAAUCCACACCGGUUGUGACAAGCUGGGGCUAAAAACUAUUUCAUUAUUUAUAUAGAUGUGUCGAUCAACAUUCUGCUUUUCAUCCAAAGAAUAAAGGGAAAUACCGACUUGUCCUAUGGUUGAUGGUGAAUGACAGACUGCAUCUGAGAAAAGGAAGGACUAAAUAUAUCAGCUAAGAACAACACCAUUAUUUAUUGAACUCAGUGGACUUUUUUUUUCAAACUCAAAGACUGUUUGAGGAAAGAUUUAAUGGGUCAUUGAAAGAGGAAAAAAAUAUUUUAAAGGCCCUCCUGCUUGUGAAGUGCAGCUAUCCUCAAAAUAGGAGCAGUACUCGUAAGACAGACAUCCAAAUUAAGGCUUUACAUGAUGAAUUUUCUAUCCUAUGGAUAUCAGUUCUGAGAUUACAAACCAAGAAGAUCUAUAAUUGAUCUAGCACCAGAUAAUUUCAAUGCCUAAUAUUCCCCAGGAUUGCUGGAGUACCCUAGGAGCUGCGUUGGACUGUAUUCAGGGUAUGCCAUGGGCUGUAUUCAGAGUAUUAGCUGCAAAUCCAAAGUUUUCCGGGAAAGUAUUUCAGUGAUUGAAGUUAAAGCCUCCAUCGAUCCCAUUCCCACCAGCAUAGACGAGUCAUCCAGUGUGGUUCUACGCUACCGGACCCCUCACUUCCGAGCCUCUGCGCAAGUGUUGGUGCCCCCUAUUCCCAAGAAGGAGACCUGGAUCGUGGGCUGGAUUCAGGCUUGUAGCCAUAUGGAAUUUUACAAUCACUACGGGGAACAGGGAAUGUCAAGUUGGGAGCUUCCGGAUCUACUGGAUGGUAAAAUCCAGGCCAUAAGCGAUUCAGAUGGAGUGAACUAUCCCUGGUACGGAAAUACAACAGAAACCUGCACCAUUGUGGGUCCCACAAAGAAAGAAUCCAAGUUCAACAUCAGCAUGAACGACAACUUCUACCCAAGCGUCACAUGGGCAGUGCCCGUAAGCGAGAGCAAUGUGGCAAAACUCACAAGCAUUCACCGGGAUCAAAGCUUCACCACCUGGCUGGUUGCAACCAACACAGCUACCAAUGAAAUGGUGACCUUGCAGACUAUCAAAUGGCGCAUGAGGCUGGGUAUAGAGGUAAAUCCCAGCAGACCCCUGGGGCAGCGUGCCAAGCUGCGGGAGCCCUCUGCUCAAGAGCAGCCCCAGGUCCUUAGCAAGAAUGAGCCAAUACCACCCAGUGCCCUUGUCAAACCCAAUGCCAAUGAUGCUCAGGUACUCAUGUGGAGGCCAAAGGAUGGACCACCACUUGUGGUGAUACCUCCAAAGCACCGAUAAUAACAACCUGGCGUCCCGGCAACAGAAGGGAGAAAAAGAAAAAUUUAGGCAUUAGAAUAUACAUGUAUAAUCUGAGCAAAAUCAAAAUGCACUUUUUAUUCAUUCAACAGAAAUGCAACCAUUCUACCUUCUCCCAUUGGGACGGAUUUCACUGUGCUAAAGCUAAAGAGGAGACCUUUGACUGGGGUCUGUCUCAUCACUGGAUUCCUAAGGGAAGAAACUAACAUUAACGUCUAUCCGUAUAGUUUUUUUCUUCCCUACUUUAGUUACUGUUUGAACUUCAGUCUCAUUAGCUUGCCCAGACUGCCCAGAACAAUAAGAACAUUUUAUUUGGGA
Molecule: messenger RNA, 2816 nt
Organism: Rhea pennata
Lineage: Eukaryota; Metazoa; Chordata; Aves; Rheiformes; Rheidae
Gene: FAM78A
Product: family with sequence similarity 78 member A
Exons: 2
Coding region: 1689-2480 (263 amino acids)
Source: RefSeq, a predicted model, not a curated record